AUGAUCUCCUACGUCAUCGCCCUCGUGGCAUUCCUCAUCUUCUUCUCCGACCCCCUCGUCGACUUCUUCUCCCCGUCGUCAACAUCCGGCAGUGGCCGGAGUAGCACAAGCCGGAACCGGGUGGCCCGCUCGCCCCGGCCGCAGAUGAACGAGUCCCUCCUCGCCAUUGAACACCCCAACGCCACGGCCCUGUCGUGCCCGCCCGACGAUUACUCUGUGCGCAUCUUUUCCAAGGAGCCGUUGGUGUUGUACAUUGAAGGGUUUUUGAGUGUGGAAGAAAGGAAGCAUUUGCUUGAGAUUAGCAACCCCAUCUUCGAACCCUCAACAAUAACCCACAACGGCGCAAACACCCACCGCGACACCUCCAUUCGCUCCUCCGACGUCGCCCUCCUCCCGCGCGACGACACGGUUCGCUGCAUCGAGGCCCGCGCCCGCGCCCUCCAGGGCUGGCGCGAGGACCUCUGGAUCGAGAGGCUGCGGACGCAGCGGUACGUCGAGGGCGGGCAUUACUCGUAUCACUUCGACUGGACCGCCAACCGCGGCGGGUGGGGCCGGGUGAGCAGUAUGAUGGCUUGGGUUGACGCGCGCGGCGAGGAUGAGAACGAGGUACCGCCGGGGACGGGGAACGGGGAUGGGUUGGUUGGUGGCGGGACGGAAUUUCCAUUGUUGGAGGUUCCGGGGUUGAAGAAGGAGGCUUGGUGUCGGUUUGUGGGGUGUGUUGGGAGGAAUGGUGGUGAGGAGAAGAAGAUGGGAGGUGAGGAGGAGGUAAAGGGGACUACCUUCAAGCCUGUUCCGGGCAACGCGGUGUACUGGGAGAACUUCAGGGCUGAUGGGAGCGGUGCCGGGUAUGACGAGACGUGGCACGCCGGAUUGCCGGUCAAAAAGGGCGUCAAAGUCGGGCUGAAUAUUUGGAGCACUGGGAGGAUAGAGUGA
Molecule: messenger RNA, 933 nt
Organism: Colletotrichum acutatum
Lineage: Eukaryota; Fungi; Ascomycota; Sordariomycetes; Glomerellales; Glomerellaceae
Product: 2OG-Fe(II) oxygenase family oxidoreductase
Exons: 2
Coding region: 1-933 (310 amino acids)
Biological process (GO): peptidyl-proline hydroxylation to 4-hydroxy-L-proline
Cellular component (GO): endoplasmic reticulum
Molecular function (GO): procollagen-proline 4-dioxygenase activity; iron ion binding; L-ascorbic acid binding
Source: RefSeq, a predicted model, not a curated record